CUACAGCGUAGUGGACACAGAGGCAAAGAGCAGUGGAGAUCUGUGUUACUGACUGUUGCCAUUAGGUGGCAGCAAAUACUUUGAUCACAGCUGAGGACAAUCUUUCCAUGAACACAUGAAGAUUCCUUCAAUUGAAUAAUGUUACUGUGCUCCUUUUUCUUUUUUAUGUUUUUAUCAUCCAUAAAUGUUACUAGAUAAUAUGCAAGCUUUAAAUGGUAGCAAUAGUGUGUGAGUGUAUCAUUUAUAUUUUUGUGACUUUCAGAUUGCUGCUAAAUAAUAAAAGAAGUGUUUGAAAGGGUUUCUUUCUUUUUUGUUUUUUUUAAUGCAUCGUUAUUUCGUUUUCUCUGCCAUUAGAGGUAGACCAGGGAGCAGCCCUCUAUUAUGCCGCACUCCUGCUUCUGCUGACGCUGCAGACAGUUCAGUUACACAUGCAGUAGUAGCUACCAGCAGCGAGAGUGUGAAUGAUUUAUGUGCUGCAUUGUUCAGCUAUUCGAGAAGGCUAUCUUUUCAAGAAAUACACUUAAUUUUACCUAUCUCUGUAUUUGGUGCUGUUUAUUGGCAUACUUUCCAGCGUAGUGAGUCUGGCAGUCUCUGCGAAUGUAAAAGCUGCAUAUGCAAGCUAUAUUUUCUCCCUGGUGUUGCAGGAAGGGGCUGGCUGCACUGCACAAAAGACACCACAUGAGACAGAAACUGGUGCAUUUUGAGCAUGCAAGCUCAUGUUUAUAUCAUUUUUAAAAGAAAGUAAAUGUUGAGCAUUAUAAACAAGAAAUUAAGGAAUCUUGGAGCAAAAGCCACAAUGCAUAUAUUAUAGCAACAAUCCUUAAAUAUCCAAAAUACCACACAAGACUGUAUGGUACUCAGUAGAUUGUUGAAUUUAACUGUCUUGUCUAAUUUAUAGUAAGAUCACAUUAGCUGUUUACCCUAUUAUUUAUUCUAACUUAGGGCUACUGUGGCAACCCACUUCCCUCUGUAGUCCACAUCAUGGCAGAUUUGUCACCCUAUGGGGAGCACCCCACCGCUGUGAAUGCAAUGUUUCGCUGUGGCCACCAGAGGGUCCCUGCUGAGUUUACAGUGGAGCUUCUGAAGCACUUCUGCCUGCUUUCCUGUCCAGCUAUAUCCAAUCUUAAACUGCAACCCAGCAACCUGCUAAAUUUCUGGGAGACAGAGCUCUUCUACAUCUCUACAGUGCAGCCAUGGCCACCGCAGAAACAAUGUUUCCAGACCAAAGUGACUUUGAUUAUGAUUAUGAGACACUGCGGACUACAGGGGUUAUCCUUGCUGUUAUUAUGUUUGUCUCUGGCAUUUUAAUAGCCCUAAUUCCAGCUCAUCUGGUACCCAAAUUCCAAAGACAGAGGUACCCCCUCAAACUGUAUAGAAAAUAUUGUAUAUACCUGAAUGAGAGGAAGUCGUCACAGGAGCCACGCCAGCGAAUACACACCAUGGCCAUUCCUCUUAUGGCUAAUAUACCUCUGCCAGCUGGAUGAUCAAGAAACAGGGUUUUCCAACACAUCCUAUCCUGGUUUAAUUGAGACUCCCACUGAAUUAUGUAAAAGGUCUUAAGUGAGCUAAGUAUCUAUCUAUAGAUUACUCAGUAUUGUGUUGGGUCUAAAAGCUUGUCUAUGACAAAAAAAAAGAAAUAAAAAAUAUUCCCAACUAUGAGAUGUGAUAAGGUACUUUAAAUCAAACAAAUGUUGUCUCUCUUCCUGUGAAACAAAAUUAAGAGCAUGACUAAAUAUUUAUAGACUAACAAAAUGUCCAGGUCAAAACAAAGAACUGCAUGCACUGAUCCAUUGUAACAACUGUCUCUGGCCUUUAUUUUUCUUUAUUUCUGCUUUAUUUAUCUUUUGGGCCUUUAAAAAAGCUUAACAAUUAAGAAAACAAUAAAUAGAAUAGACCAAAUAUAACAUGCUAAAAUGAAAUAGCUAGUAUAAGAUCUUGUUGAAAAUUAAAAGACGACAUUCAGUAAUGUAUUUUAUUUUGAAAAUGCUUUGAAAUGUAUAAUAAUGGAUGGAAUGUGUUGAUUUAUUUCUUCUGUUUCAAGCUAAGGCAAAGGUAUUUUAUUAUUAUUUAAAUUUAUUUAAAUUUAAAUUAUUAUUAUUAUUAUAUGUAAAACAAUGAGAUCACUGUUUCAAAUACAGGUCUUGUCAACUCAA
Messenger RNA from Siniperca chuatsi (mandarin fish), 2153 nucleotides. Its product is annotated as FXYD domain-containing ion transport regulator 6-like. The transcript has 6 exons. The record is from RefSeq and is a predicted model, not a curated record. Gene Ontology annotation, cellular component: membrane. Bases 1194 to 1484 code for a protein of 96 amino acids. Gene Ontology annotation, molecular function: sodium channel regulator activity. Gene Ontology annotation, biological process: regulation of sodium ion transmembrane transporter activity. Lineage: Eukaryota; Metazoa; Chordata; Actinopteri; Centrarchiformes; Sinipercidae.